UGGAGGAAAAUUCGUGUAAAGAAAGAUCAUACUAUAUGUUAUUGAAUCUUUGAUAAAAGAAGACAACGGAAAUGUAAUAACUUUCUAUAUAAAAGCUUAUCAUCGAGUGUAAAUGGGUCCAUUAGCAACGGUCGGUCGCUUACUUUCAAUAAUUGGUCUUUUACAAAUUAACUAUGAGUGAAAAUAAAAAUUACUUGCGAGUUACUAUAUAUGAGUCAAUAACGACCACCGUCAGAAAAAAAAAGGUAAAGAAGAAAAAUGAAACGUUCAAGGAAGUUCUCAUCGUCGGCGACAACAACAACCACCACCGUUAUCCACACUUUCUAUAAUGACCAUACUACCCCUCCAGCAACCCCACCUCCGCCUGCCAAAGCAACCGUCAUGACCAACGCCUCAGCCGCAGCACGAAUCCAAUCUGGCUACCGUUCUCACAAGAUCCGAGGCCUCUACAAAACAAUCUCAUCCGUCCAUCGAGAAGCAAACCGUGCACAGAGCAUGAUCCAACGGCAGGAAACUGUAGACGCCAUCAGAAGCGACGAGAAAGAACGGCUGAGGAUGAACGAGACACUUAUGUCUCUGCUUCUGAGACUCGACUCUGUUCCUGGUUUGGAUCCUACGAUCAGAGAAGCGCGGAGGAAGGUGAGCCGUCAGAUCGUGGGGAUGCAGGAGAUACUCGACGCGAUAUCGGAGAGUAGAGACGAGAAUCAGUGGUGGUCUAAUAACUACGAUCACGGAGAAGGCGGCGCGUGGCCUAUGUACUGGGAAGAAGCGGUGGAGGAGGAGAUGAGUAGAGAGAGAGGCGGAGAUGAGAUGGAGAGAUUCUGUGCUCAGUAUUUGGGGUUCAGAUGUUUCCAGAGAUUUCUCAGAGAAUGACGGCUGGUGAAAUUAUCCGGCGUUACGGUAGAUUUUUUAUCUUUUUCCGACAACUUUCGUACGAUAGAUUUAUCUCUCUUUUGUCUUUUCUUAUUUAAGUUAGUCUAUGUUCUGUUAAAUUUACUAACGUCGUUUUGUGAGUAUAUGUAUACGGACAACGCGUCGUCUUGUACUCGUGAAAACGUCAUGUAGUGUUUUGUAUAUCUGUUGACCUUUCCAAUGAAUAAUAGGGCCC
Eruca vesicaria subsp. sativa (arugula) is the source of this 1108-nucleotide messenger RNA. The record is from the annotation of a GenBank genome assembly. Lineage: Eukaryota; Viridiplantae; Streptophyta; Magnoliopsida; Brassicales; Brassicaceae.